AUGUUCGUGUGUGUUUGCUGUGGUGCUCAGGCCCCCAGCGUAUUUAUUCAGUACUCAGAGGAAAUAAUCAACCUUCAGUUGUGUGAACAUUGCGGAAGAAUAGUUGAUAAAUAUGUUGAGUAUGACUUCACAAUUAUUGCGAUAGAUUUGCUGGUUUGCAAAAUCGAGGCCUAUCGACACAUUCUUAGGAAUGUUGAUUUCCCCAGAAUAUUUCACCUUUUGCUUCUUAGCUGUAUCCUGACUGGUUUUCUUGGUUGGAUAUGUACGGAGACUUUUGAUGACUUUGAUACAGAUGGUAUUCACGUAGCAGUGAAUUCGGAGCUUUAUUUCUACAUUCUUUUGAAAAUAUUUCUUGCUUUGGAUUUUGGGUUUUUGUUGCGUAUCUUCAGCCACUUUUCGAAGCUUAGUCUUGCGACGCCAGACAUCAUUAAGUUGCUCAUAUUAACAAAUCUUUGUUCCCUAAUAGGCUUGCUGAUGUAUCCAUGGAAGGAUAUUUUGUUAAGCUACUUUCCCUGCCUUUCGAACUUAUUUGCCCCGUUACUGAGCUUCUUUUGUGGACUUUUAACAACAGUCCCUUCUUUUAGGGCGCUUUCGAACGCAUCUUGUAAACUUUCUUCAAUAAUAUCUUUGGUUUCCUGUGGUUUGGUUCUUGUGAUUGAGCUUUUCGUUAUUAAAAUACGAAUCGGCAAUUAA
Messenger RNA from Hydatigera taeniaeformis, 693 nucleotides. The record is from the annotation of a GenBank genome assembly. NCBI's taxonomy places the organism in Eukaryota, Metazoa, Platyhelminthes, Cestoda, Cyclophyllidea, Taeniidae.